AUGAUGGCACCCUCCACCAAAUUCACCCUCGAAACCUGCCCCAUCGCCCUCACCCCAGCCACCCCAAAGGGCGCCAUCAUCCUGCACGCCGUGUCGGGCUCCGGCGUCUGGGGCAAGGGCGUCGCGUCCGAGAUCGGCGCGGCCUUGCCCGCCGCCAACAUCGAGUACACUUCCUUUUGCGACAAGAACAAGUCCUCCUCCUCCGAGGCCUACCCGGCCCGCGACGGCGUCACCGGCCGCGCCCUGCUCAUCCCGCCGCAGGCGCAGGACGCAGCCCAGGGCGCGCCCGAGGUCUUCGUCGCGUGCCUCUUUACCAGCUACGGGAGCGGCAUCGCAGACGCGGACCGGGGGAAGCCGCCGCUGGACGUGCGGGACGUCAUUUUGGCGCAGACCAGGCAGGCGCUGCGGGACCUGCGGCUGCAGCUGGAUGAUCUGGCCGGCGGCGGGGGCGGGGAUGGGGGCAGGAGGAGUGUCGGUAGCUCGGUAAAGACGGCGGGGUUGGCCUCGCCGCCCGUGAUCUACUCGCCAAAAUUCAAUUCGGGGGCGUUUCAUGUGCCAUGGGAGCAAACUGCUGCUCUGGUCGAGGAGGCUUUUGCGGGGUGGGAUGGGAAGUGGUCUGUGGCUUGA
Molecule: messenger RNA, 627 nt
Organism: Pyricularia oryzae 70-15
Lineage: Eukaryota; Fungi; Ascomycota; Sordariomycetes; Magnaporthales; Pyriculariaceae
Exons: 1
Coding region: 1-627 (208 amino acids)
Source: RefSeq, a predicted model, not a curated record